This is a messenger RNA of Penaeus indicus, 3425 nucleotides long. RefSeq lists its product as uncharacterized. Bases 61 to 2859 code for a protein of 932 amino acids. The record is from RefSeq and is a predicted model, not a curated record. Lineage: Eukaryota; Metazoa; Arthropoda; Malacostraca; Decapoda; Penaeidae. The transcript is spliced from 16 exons. Gene Ontology annotation, molecular function: zinc ion binding.
GUUGACUGCAGAAAGCAAGUGGUUCAAAUCACCUGAGGAAGGCAGCAUUUAUAAGGCAAUAUGGAUGUAAUUGGAGUGUCACGCUCGGGAAGGGUAAGGAAGAAACCAACAACGUUAAAAGACUUUGAGUCUCCAUAUGAUGUUAAAGUGAAGCGUAUAGCAGGCAGUCCCCCAAAUAUCCUUGGAAGAGGAAAGAACCUGAGCAAUCCCACAAUUAACGAUGAUGAAUCAAAUGGGAGUAGUGAAUAUGAUAUGGACAAUGUGAUAUAUGAACCAUCAAAAGUUAGUUAUUGGAAAGAUGAAGACAAUGGAGAUGAGGAUGCUAUAGAUGAUGCUGAUAAAAUUGAUCCACUGCUGCUUGAAAAUGCCAUUGCAGAUGCACCUAUGGAAAAUUCAGAUAGUAACCUGGAUAGUGAAGAGCAGGCUGGAUCUCUUGAUACUAUUGUAGAUGAUUUAAUUGAAGUUAAGGAUGAACCUUUGGAAAUGGAUUUUUUGAGAUAUUAUAAAACUAGUGAGGAGGAUAUUGCUGAUGAAGAUGAUGAUAGGUUUGAGGAUGACCCUUUGCGUUUAGAUUAUGAGCCAGAAUUCAUACCAGUGGACACAUCAGAUUACAGCCAGAUUGAGUCAAUGAACCUACUAAUGAAUACAGGGAUGAAUACCUCAAUGACAGAAGAUGACCCACAUAUACAUAAGAGAAAGCUGAAGGAUAAAGGGAAAACAGCAUGGACAGGCUAUAGCUUGUGGGCCAAAGAAGCCAGGUCAGACAUUUUAAAGACCAGCCCAAAUAUGGACUUUGCUGAUUUGAACAAGAAGCUGGGAAUGAUGUGGUCAUUGCUAUCAAGGACCAAAAAAUAUAACUGGAAACGGCGAGCAAGAAGGUUAAACGAGAAGAAAAGCUCCAGUCUUUUCACAUCUCUCCGACACUCACCGAACACAGCUUCUGUCGCAGCAGGAGAGCAGAAUUCAGAUUUUAUGGAAAUGGAGGAGGUUGCAAAUUCAGAAAAUGGGAAUCCUAUAUCUACUGGGAUCAGAAAUACAGUACCCUCUCUAAACUUUGCGGAUCAAGGAUUCAACAACAUUAUUAUUGUUAGUGAAAAGGAGAAAAUUAUCCUGAGGACGAAUGCAGGAAACAAAGAGGAUGCAUUGUUGUGGAUGGAUAUCUAUUGCCAGAGACAUGACUACCAUUUUACCUGCAAGAAAAGCCACUCCGCAGCUAGAUUAAUUUUCUGUGGAAUGUACCAGUGUGCUUAUGGAGAUAGACAGCACGAGGAAAGUAAGAAAACAUUCACAAAGUGCCCCGUAAUGAUGUAUAUGAAGAUCAAGAUACCCACAAAAGAUACCAUUAGAAAAGAUCCACAUAUAAAGACUCACCCUUGCUUCAUCACAAUUAAGGGUGAUCACAACCACCACACUGUGCUUGAUGAACUUAGAGUUAUCAAAGCAGUUAAAAAAGAGUUUUUCAAGUACUUUGACUUGGGCAUGACAGCUGCUCAAGUUUCAAGAUUUCAUGAAGACAAGACAAAUCUACGUCUUGCAGACAUGGGAUAUGGUGCCAUAAAUUCAACUAGUAGAGAAAUAUCUUUUGUAUACAAUCUGUGGUUAAAUGAAAGGUGUGAUAGCACUGAUGACCUGAGCAUGCAUUCUGUGAUUGGCAAAUAUGCAAAGGAAAACCCGUCUUCAACGAUUGAAGUUGAGGUCAGUGAAAAUGGAUUCACAGCUGUUUUGAUAACAGAUUUCAUGCGUCGAGUGCAUAAAGAGUUCAAGGAAGCAGGUGAUGUGGUGUUUGUAGACACAACCUGCCAUGUAAAUGAAGUAAACACAGCAGUGACAUGUCUUCUUUGUGCUGGACCUGCUGGUGCUGCUCCCUUGGGUGUAAUUUUUACAUCCUCCCAAGAAGAAGAAAGUUAUACAGCAGGAUUUUACAUGCUGAAGAAGAUGUUGGGCAAGGCUGCUUUUUAUCGGCAAGAAUAUCCAAAUUGUUUCCGAACCAACAGAAUCGAAUCAGAACAAAAAGCACUAAAGGCCAUUUGGCCAGAAUCUCAGGUUUCCAUUAGCAACUACCAUGUCCUUCAGCAGGUUUGGCAAUGCCUCUGUGAUGAGUCCUAUGAAGUCAAAAAGGAGCAUCAUCCCCAGCUAAUGAAUAUUGCACAACAGUUGGUAUAUGCAGAUUCUCCGGAUAACUUUGAAUACUUCUGGGAAUCUUUUUCUCAGAGUACAGAGUUCCAGCAGUAUGUCAAAUACAACAGUUAUCUCACAAAUCUGGUGGAGAGGAAACAAGAAUGGAGUAUAGCCUAUGGGAAGCAGAAAGUACUACUUGACCAACAUACAAACAACAUUGCUGAGUCCACUAUGUGCAUCAUUAAAGAUAUUAUCCACAACAGGUGCAUAUCAUACACAACAAGCCAUCUGAUUAUCUUUAUGAAUGAAAUUUAUGAUGGUUACAUGAGGCAGUCCCUCUUUGAUGUGGCUCUUUCCCAAAUGAGAAGCAGCCCAAUAAUCAGGAGAUACAGUGGAGUUGGUAACUGUACAGAAACAGAUAGAUGCAAGUUUACUGUGAAGAGUAUUUGUAAUAAAGAUGUUCAGUAUAAUGUUGACCUUACCAGUGGUACUUGUAACUGUGCAAAAGGACAGACGGGAGAUGCAUGUAAGCAUCUGAUAAAUUGUUGUGAAGCUUAUCUCCAGCAGCUACCACAGGACUUCAGAAGUACUCCAGAAAAUCGACAGUGGCUUGCUAGUGUAGCAGUUGGCAAGAAACAAUUGUCGUCAUUGAAGGAUUUUGCUGACAUGCAGAAAGUUGCUCCUGAUGGCUCUCUCAUUGCUUCUUGGUGUGAGGGGUUUGAGGGAUUUCCAGAAGCCUAAAGCAACUCCAAAAUCAAAACAGAUUUCACGCAAUAGCAAAAAUAGUUUUAGGAAAGCAUUAGAAGGUAUCAAAGAUUUGCAGGAUGUCUUGUUCCAGGUAAUCAAUCAGUAUGGAGAUGAAGACACAUCAGAGGCAGUGGAUGCAAUGAAAAGAAGGUUAGAAUCAAUCAGAUCAACGACUCAGCUCAAUAAGUUCCUGUCUCAAAAUGUCAUAAUUGAGGGAGCUGGAUAAGAAGGAAUGCAACUGCUGCGUGACUGACAGGCAUGGCACUCAGAAAGUAGAAUGAAAGUCUACUAAUUAAAAAGAAAUGAAAUUUAGUUUUGGUCAGUCUGUCUGUGUAUAUAAGCUAGAAUAUGCUUAUAAAUAACGUCUUUUGGAAACUAGUUAAAAAUAUUACAGUAGCAAUGAUAUUCUUAAAUCAUUCUGCAGAUACUUAGUACAAAAGCAGAGCUGCUCUAAACAUGAACUGAAUAGGAGUACAGCUGUGAUACUUUUAUUAUUUGAACUCAUGAAUUUUGAUUAUUCAGUUAUAACUUUGUAAUGUAUAAGAGUGGAUGAAUGUGUG